ACUUCGCACAGAGAGAUCACAGAGAGCGGGGGGGGUGGGGGCCGGUGUACAAAUUGAGAAGAGAGAGAGAGUACCAGUUUAAAUACUUCAGUUCACGGCUGUGGUGGAGAAGAAAUUAAGGGUAGCACGAGAGGAGAAAGAAAGCAAGAAAGCCCGCCCAUUAAUAACGAUGGAGUUGGAGCAGGAAGAAGAAGAGCCAGUGAGUCCCACCGGGCAAUACUUCAACAGUUCAGUCCUAUCAAUUUCAGUUCUUGGAGUUUUGGAAUCACAAGUUCCCAUAGACGACUCCCCAACCCUGUCCCUUCUCCAGGAUGUCUUCCUCCCCAUCAACCCUCGCUUUUCCUCCAUCAUGGUCAGGGACAAGAAUGGGAUAAAACAAUGGAAGAGAGUGAAAGUAAAUCUCAAAGACCACAUUAACGUCCCUAUUUUCCCAACAGCCACCGGAGACCAAUUCUACGACCAACAAUUCAACGACUACUUGACCAAAAUAUCCCUGUCCCAGCUCCCCCAGAGCAGGCCACUAUGGGAAAUUCACGUAAUCAAGUACCCGACGAGAGCUGCGGCCGGGCACGUGGUUUUCAAGCUCCACCACGCGCUCGGCGACGGGUUCUCCAUAAUGGGGGCCCUGCUCUCUUGUUUGCAGAGAGCCGACGAUCCGUCCCUGCCCCUGACGUUUCCCCUGCUCCGGAACGAUUUGAGUUUGAACGCGGAGGGUGGUAAGGGGAUUUGGAAUGCUUUUUCCGGGUUUUUCAAUACGGUGUUGGAUUUCGGGUGGAGCCUCAUGAAGAGUACCUUUGCGGAGGAUGAUCGGACGCCGAUCCGGUCCGGGGACGAUGGGGUGGAGUUUCGGCCUGUCGAUAUAUUUACGAUCACGUUUUGUUUGGAUCAGAUCAAGCUAAUCAAGUCCAAUCUUCAAGUGACGAUAAACGACGUGAUUACGGGUAUAAUCUUCUACGGAACCCGAUUAUACAUGCAAGAAACGGGCCAAGACCACUCCACCAAAUCCAAUUCCACUGCAUUGGUUUUGCUCAACACAAGGAAUAUUUCCGGGUACAAAUCCGUCGAGGAGAUGGUCAAACCCGACCCGAAUACAAAGUGGGGCAACCAAUUCGGGUUCAUACACGUGUCGAUCCCAGAGUUGAUGAAGGCAGCCGAUGAGAUUUACCCAAUCAAGUUUGUGUUUGAAGCCCAGGAAAUAAUCAAGAGGAAGAAAAACUCUGCUGCGGUUUUCCUCACCGGGAAGCUUUUGGAAACCUUGAGGAAAUACAGAGGACCUGAGGCAACAGCACGGCACAUACGUAACACCCUCAAGAACUCAAGCAUGACAAUCUCCAACAUGGUUGGACCUGUCGAACAAAUGGCUAUAGCUAAUCAUCCAUGUUCUGGCAUCUACUUCAUGGUUGUUGGUGUUCCACAGAGUCUCAGUAUAGCCAUGGUGAGUUACAUGGGGAAAUUGAGGGUUGCAGUGGGCACAGAGAAAGGCCACAUUGAUCCAAAUAAGUUCAAGUCAUGCGUCCAAAAUUCUUUUGACGUGAUGUUCAAAGCCGCAGCGAAUUCUCCUUCACAACCAAAUUAAUUUACAGGAUGAAAAUAGUCGUACAUUACUUAUAUAUGAAAAGUUGUGGGAGUAUUAUUUUACCUUUCAACACACGACGCAUUAUUCUCUCAUUGUUUCCUUUAUACCAAACCCAUUGCGAUUGCGGAUGCUCUUACAAUGUCAUUACUUUUUUAUUGUGUUUCCUUUUCUGCAUAUUAUUUUUGUCUGGAGAAAAUUAUCCUACAUGCGUGAAGACUUGCGGUUUCAUUAAAUCGUAUUAAAUUCGGAUGUAUAAGUCAUAUUCACUUUGGUAAUUCAGGACCAAUGUUUUAUAAAAUUCACACAUACAUUCGAUCA
Messenger RNA from Rhododendron vialii, 1894 nucleotides. RefSeq names its product wax ester synthase/diacylglycerol acyltransferase 4-like. The transcript is spliced from 5 exons. Gene Ontology annotation, molecular function: long-chain-alcohol O-fatty-acyltransferase activity; diacylglycerol O-acyltransferase activity. Bases 170 to 1576 code for a protein of 468 amino acids. The record is from RefSeq and is a predicted model, not a curated record. Gene Ontology annotation, cellular component: plasma membrane. Lineage: Eukaryota; Viridiplantae; Streptophyta; Magnoliopsida; Ericales; Ericaceae. Gene Ontology annotation, biological process: triglyceride biosynthetic process.